Messenger RNA from Talaromyces marneffei, 282 nucleotides. RefSeq lists its product as uncharacterized. The coding region runs from base 1 to 282 and encodes 93 amino acids. The transcript has 2 exons. Lineage: Eukaryota; Fungi; Ascomycota; Eurotiomycetes; Eurotiales; Trichocomaceae. The record is from RefSeq and is a predicted model, not a curated record.
AUGGAAUUUUCCUGCGUCUUCCCCCCUGGUCCAUUUGAACAAAGUACUGCGGCUUCCGAUACGUUCAUUAUGCCUGACGGAAGUUGGGGAUUACCUGCAUUCCACGAAGACUGGGCCCCAUUAGGUAGACAGGCCUUCGGAACCCCAUCCCCGAGCGAGGCGAGCGGAUAUGCGACCCAGCCAGAACGGGAACUUGAGACGGAGGUGGAGACGCUCUCACAACAAGCACCAGACAAUCUGUAUCAGCAAAUGAGUAUGCAUACAUGUGUCUCGCGCCCUUGA